AUGUCUCUUGAUGCGCAAGCGGCUUCGCGUCUUCGCGAGAUCGUAGACAUGGCCUGCGAAGACCAAAAGUCCGGGACCACGGUGGUGGUCGUUGGCAAAGAUGGCAAUGAACUAUUCACUCACUCUGCCGGGAAGCAAGGCAUGGGAUCCAAAGACAGAAUGACUUUAGAUAACAUCUUCUGGAUUGCAUCUUGCACGAAGAUGUUGACAGGUGUCGCCUGCAUGCAACUGGUUGAGCAGGGCGUUCUUGAGCUGGAUGAUGGGGAGCAGACAGAGAGUCUUUGCCCUGAAUUAAAGAGUCUCAAGGUUUUGCGGCCAGAUGGCAGUUUUGAGGAGAAGAAGCAUGCCGUUACCCUGCGUAUGCUGUUGAGCCAUACUUCCGGAUUCGGCUAUACUUUCUUUAAUGAGAGACUGAGACAGUGGUCGUAUCCGGUUGGCGUAGACGAGUUCUCUGGUCGGAUUGAAGAUAUGAAGAUGCCUCUGCUUUUCCAACCCGGAGAAGGUUGGGAAUACGGUGUUAGUAUCGACUGGGCGGGAAUCGCACUGGAGCGCGCAACUGGCCUGACGCUCAACGCCUAUCUCCAGGAAUAUGUCUUUCAGCCCCUUGGCAUCAAGGACAUGUCCAUGAUUCCGAGCCACGACAUGCGCCGGAGAAUAGCGUAUAUGAACUAUCGAAACCCAGACGGCACUCUGAGGGCCCGAGAUCAUCUUCUUCGAGCGCCUCUGGUUGUUGAUCCGGACAACAAGACCGAAGUCGCCAGGGUUUUCAAUAGCGGCGGCGCAGGCAUGUUUGCCAAACCGCAGGAGUACUGUAAGGUCCUAGCUGUCUUGCUAAACGACGGAACGUGCCCUAGGACGGGCAGCAAGUUGCUUCGCAAGGAAACUGUGGACGAAAUGUUCUCCAACCAAAUCUGCCAGUUCCCUAACUACAGCCGCCAGGGCAUCCCAGCCGCAAAACCGGACCUGACGAACCCUAUUCCUGAGCUGUACCCAGUUUCCGGGAACCCGCCGCAGGGCUGGGGUAUCACGUUCAUGAUGAGCAACGGCGGCGCGACAGGGCGGUCGAAUGGCACUGUGCACUGGGCUGGGCUGCCGAAUUGCUGGUGGUGGGCGGACAGGGAGAAGGGCGUUGCCGGUAUUGUUUGUACGCAGAUUCUGCCAUUUGCAGACUCCAAAGUGCUUGGUCUAUGGGGAACAGUCGAGGCCGAGAUAUACAAAGCGAUUGAUCAGUGA
Penicillium maclennaniae is the source of this 1233-nucleotide messenger RNA. RefSeq names its product serine hydrolase domain-containing protein. Bases 1 to 1233 code for a protein of 410 amino acids. The record is from RefSeq and is a predicted model, not a curated record. The transcript is spliced from 4 exons. NCBI's taxonomy places the organism in Eukaryota, Fungi, Ascomycota, Eurotiomycetes, Eurotiales, Aspergillaceae.